GACUUCUGACUGCAGAUGAAGUCGCCAGUGCUCUGGCUCGUCGGGCUGGUGGCCGCGCUGUGCCUCGGCGGUGCUGCAGCCCGCUGCGUGCGCGGAGGCUGGGACCGCCUGAGCCGCUCGCCCCGUGCCGUCAACCAGGCCGUCAACCAGACCGCCAAGGCGCUGGGCGCCAGCCCCUUCGCGGACGAGCACGCCCUCAGGCUGUUCCUGGAUGGCGAGUACGAGAAGGGCGCCACCGCCGCCUGCAACCAGGCCAACGAGGCCGAGUGGAACUACAACGUGGACCUGACGAACCCAGCGACCACUGAGGCCUAUAACAAAGCGACGCUGGCCCUGGCCACCUUCACGCAGCAGCACUGGGAGAAGUACUUCAAGGACCUGGACGAGAACGACAUCAAGGACGCGGAGCUGCGGCGCCAGGUGCACUUCCUCAAGUCGCUGGGCACGGCGGCCCUCACCACGGAGAAGUACUCCGUGCUCAACGACCGCCUGCUUAGCAUGCAGACGACGUACAGCACGGCCAAGGUGUGCCCCUACAAGAAGCAGAGCUGCGACCUCGCCACGGAGGGCCUGAACCUGGACCCGGGCAUCGAGGAGGUCAUCACCACCAGCCGGGACUACGACGAGCUGCUGUACAUCUGGAAGGGCUGGCACGACGCGUCCGGGAAGCUGAUGCGCACGGACUACAAGGACUACGUCGCGCUGUCCAACGAGGCCGCCAAGGCCAACGGUUUCGCGGACAUGGGCGCCAUGUGGCAGUCUACCUACGAGGUGGACGACUUCGAGAACGCCAUCGACAAGCUGUGGCAGGAGGUGGCGCCGCUCUACAAGGAGCUGCACACGUACACGCUCAACAGGCUCAAGAAGCAGUACCCGGACAAGAUAGCCGCCGACAGCACGCUCAUCCCCGCGCACGUGCUCGGCAACAUGUGGGGCCAGACCUGGAUCAACCUGUACGACCUGCUCGUCCCCUACCCCAACGCCUCGUCCUACGAUGUCACUGGGGCGCUGCAAGAGCAGAACUACACGCCCAAGAAGAUGUUCGAGAAGGCCGACGACUUCUACCAGUCCAUGGGGCUGCUGCCCAACGGCAUGUGCUACGGCGAGAAGGCCCUCAUCGAGAAGCCCACCGACGGCAGGGAGGUGACGUGCCACGCCUCGGCCUGGGACUUCUGCGACGGCAAGGACUUCCGGAUCAAGAUGUGCACCAAGAUCAACCAGGACGACUUCCGCACCAUCCACCACGAGAUGGGCCACAUCCAGUACUACCAGCAGUACGCGCACCUGCCCUACGUGCUGAGGGACGGCGCCAACCCUGGCUUCCACGAGGCCAUCGGGGACACGAUCGCCCUCUCGGUGGACACCCCCAAGCACCUGCAGACCGUCAAGCUGCUCAGCAACUACGCGGACACCAAGGAGAGCCGCGUCAACGCGCUCAUGAAGAUGGCCCUCGAGAAGGUGGCCUUCAUGCCGUUCGGCCUGCUGGUGGACAUGUGGCGGUGGGACGUCUUCUCCGGCGCCACGAAGGAGACCGAGUGGAACAAGCGCUGGUGGGAGCUUAAGGAGAAGUACCAGCUGCUCAGCCCGCCGCUGGAGCGCACCGAGAACGACUUCGACCCUGGCGCCAAGUACCACGUGCCCGCGGACUCGAAAUACAUCUCGUACUUCGUGGCCGGCGUGCUGGAGUUCCAGUUCUACCGCGCCCUGUGCAUCGAGGCCGGCCAGUACGACCCCAGCGACGCCAACUCCGCCCCGCUCCACACGUGCGACUUCUACCAGAGCCGCGCCGCAGGAAAGAAGCUCGCCGCCGGCCUCAAGCUGGGCUCCUCGGUGCACUGGACGGAGACGAUGCUGGCCAUGACGAACGGCACCGAGAUGUCGGGCAAGGCCAUGCUGGAGUACUUCCAGCCUCUGUACGAGUUCCUGCAGGAGGCCAACAAGAGUCCCUCCAAGGGCACCGCCGCCGGCGUGGCGCCCGCCCUGCUGCUGUCCGUGAUGACGCCCCUCGCCAUGCUGGCCCUCUGCCUCCAGUAGCCAGGCGGCACCCCCGCCAGACUGCCUUUCUUUCGUGCAAUAAAAAACCACCUUCUGUUUUCAA
Molecule: messenger RNA, 2098 nt
Organism: Thrips palmi
Lineage: Eukaryota; Metazoa; Arthropoda; Insecta; Thysanoptera; Thripidae
Product: angiotensin-converting enzyme-like
Exons: 7
Coding region: 16-2034 (672 amino acids)
Biological process (GO): proteolysis
Cellular component (GO): plasma membrane
Molecular function (GO): peptidyl-dipeptidase activity; metallopeptidase activity
Source: RefSeq, a predicted model, not a curated record